AUGCGUUUCUUGGUCACCUACUUCCCCUUCGACUGGCAGAACUGCACCAUGGUGUUCAGUUCUUACAGCUAUGACAGCUCAGAGGUCAGCCUGCAGACCGCGUUGGGUCCUGACGAGCAGAAACGGCAGGAAGUGUACAUUCAUGAAGGGACCUUCAUUGAGAAUGGCCAAUGGGAAAUUAUCCACAAGCCUUCUCGGCUAAUCCAGCCUCCGGCGGAUGUGAGGGGAGGCGGGGAAGGACAGCGGGAAGAAGUCACCUUCUACCUCAUCAUUCGUCGGAAGCCUCUCUUCUACCUGGUCAAUGUCAUUGCCCCGUGCAUCCUCAUCACUCUCCUGGCCAUCUUCGUCUUCUACCUGCCUCCAGAUGCAGGAGAGAAGAUGGGGCUCUCGAUCUUUGCCCUGCUGACCCUGACUGUGUUCCUGCUGCUGCUGGCAGACAAAGUUCCUGAGACCUCCCUGUCUGUCCCCAUCAUUAUCAAGUACCUCAUGUUCACCAUGGUGCUCGUCACUUUCUCAGUCAUCCUUAGCGUCGUAGUCCUCAACCUGCACCAUCGCUCACCCCACACCCACCAAAUGCCCAUUUGGGUCCGUCAGAUCUUCAUCCACAAACUCCCUCCAUACCUGGGUCUGAAGAGACCCAAACCUGAGAGAGACCUGAUGCCGGAGCCACCUCCUGUAGCCCUCAGGGACUCUCCAGCAAGUGGCUGGGGUCGAGGAACAGAUGAAUAUUUCAUCCGGAAGCCACCGAACGAUUUUCUCUUCCCCAAACCCAACAGGUUCCAGCCUGAACUGUCUGCCCCGGACCUGCGGCGAUUUAUCGAUGGCCCAAACCGGGCUGUGGGCCUGCCUCCCGAGCUGCGGGAGGUCGUUUCCUCGAUCAGCUACAUCGCUCGACAGCUGCAGGAACAGGAGGACCACGACGCGCUGAAGGAAGACUGGCAAUUUGUGGCCAUGGUAGUGGAUCGCCUUUUCCUCUGGACCUUCAUCAUCUUCACGAGCGUUGGGACCCUCGUCAUCUUCCUGGAUGCCUCGUACCACUUGCCCCCUGCCGACCCCUUUCCUUGA
This is a messenger RNA of Puma concolor (puma), 1065 nucleotides long. The record is from RefSeq and is a predicted model, not a curated record. Lineage: Eukaryota; Metazoa; Chordata; Mammalia; Carnivora; Felidae.